This is a messenger RNA of Oldenlandia corymbosa var. corymbosa, 2076 nucleotides long. Lineage: Eukaryota; Viridiplantae; Streptophyta; Magnoliopsida; Gentianales; Rubiaceae. The record is from the annotation of a GenBank genome assembly.
AUCGACGACUAUGAUUCAUAUUUUUUUGAAUUUUCUCUAUAAUUUUUUCACGUAUAUCUUCUUCUUUUUUUAGAACUGUUACUGGGUUCGAAAGCAGCUCUAAUGUGGCAGGUGAGACGAGGGACAAUCCAGAUCUGAAAUCGAUUGGGCCUAGCCCUACUGCAGAGAUGGGUUUGAGAAUAAGACCGUCCGGUAAAAUCACGAGAUGAGAUUCGGGCCAUAUUCAUGCUUAACUUUUAAGCCAACUCUCCCUUACACAAAACAACAAGAAUUAAAUACGCUCAUAGAGGCAAUGAAUUGAAGCCCUCGAAACUAGCGGCCCUUGGAUCUCUGUUUGCUGGAAGAAAAGAUUUUUUUUCCCCCUCACUCAAUUCUCUUCCCAACAACUCCAGAGGUAAUCUCCGUCUCUGUUAUAUGUUCAUCUCUUCGUUUUUUUUUUUUUAAAUUUUUUUCCUCCGUUUCAAAUCUCUCCCACGAUAUUCCUUACCCAAUUAUUUUUCCCCUCAAAGCUAGAUCUUCGUAAUUGCUCUUAAUCUGGUAAUUUUAAAUUUUCGUGUUAGAAAGUCAAACAUCUGAAUUGCAAUGCUCUGAUACCGUGCAUUUCCUAAUGUAUAUAUCAAUUGAUGGCUGAUUCCUGAGCAUUUAUGUUUAUUCUAAAAAAAAAAAAUCAUUGGAUUUGAUGUUUUGGACCAUUUGAUUGGGUCGAUCUGUUGAUUUUCUGGAUUCUAGGAUUCGAAUUGUUUGAAAUGACCUGUCGGAUGUUCCUACGUUGCGUAGGAUAGAUCCGUUCAAUUGCUGUCCUGUUAUAAAAGGAAACGCGGUUUGAUUUGAUACUGUUUCCGACUAGGAGCUUUGCAUGACUGAAUUUUGUUAUAUUGUUGCUUGAUGAUUUAUUAUUUUUGAAUUUACACCCCUGCUUCGUGAUUAUAGCAAAUACGUAUGAUCUGAUCAAUUAUUGGUUAUUUGUUUAAAUCGAUUAUUGGUUCCUUUUCCAUUUCUUUUUUCUUUGCUGCUGGAGGUACAUCUAAUUCAAGAAUAAGAGAAGUUAGUCUGUUAUUGAUUUUGUUGGAUUUAUAAUCUGUAUGCUGAUUAGUUACUUAUGAUGUUGUGUGCAUUUGGCAGCGUUGAGUGAUCCAAGCAGAGAUGGGGCUAACGUUCACUAAGCUGUUCAGUAGACUCUUUGCAAAGAAAGAGAUGAGGAUUCUGAUGGUAGGUCUUGAUGCUGCUGGUAAGACUACCAUCUUGUACAAGCUCAAGCUGGGAGAAAUUGUCACAACCAUUCCAACAAUUGGUUUUAAUGUGGAGACUGUGGAAUACAAGAAUAUCAGCUUCACUGUCUGGGAUGUCGGGGGUCAAGACAAGAUUCGUCCAUUGUGGAGGCACUACUUCCAAAAUACUCAGGGUCUUAUAUUUGUGGUGGACAGCAAUGACAGGGACCGAGUUGUUGAAGCUAGAGAUGAGCUGCACAGGAUGUUGAACGAGGAUGAAUUGCGAGAUGCUGUUUUGCUCGUUUUUGCAAACAAACAAGAUCUGCCUAAUGCAAUGAAUGCAGCAGAAAUUACCGACAAGCUCGGUCUUCAUUCUCUCCGACAGCGCCAUUGGUACAUCCAGAGCACGUGUGCUACUUCUGGUGAAGGGCUUUAUGAAGGGUUGGAUUGGCUUUCCAGCAACAUUGCUAGCAAGGCAUGAAUCGAGAAAGUCACUUGUGGUCUGCUGGUGGCUUUUUUGUGGAUGUAUGGGAAAUACAACUCUUGUGUGUGUGUUACGUGAGAGAUUGACAAAUGUUUAGGGAUAUACAUUGCGCUUUUUCCCUGUCUUUUUCCAUCGUUACAAUGUAGCUGAAGUUGCCUAAAGAAGCUCUUUUUUGCUUGAAUACUUGUUUCUUUGGAUUUUCAUUUAACUGUAAGUGUUAGAUGCUUUGUUAUCAACUGAUGAUAUUAAAUGAAAACAUCUUCUGAUUUAUGUCUUUUCAAUUGAAAAUGACAGUGCCAAUCAUUUCCCAUUUAGGUGAUUAUUCAUCUACUUGUCUUGAAUGAUCUUGAAUGUGAUACUCGAUUCUCCAUACAUGAUUUCUCC